CAAUCAGGAGCCGGAGGACUGAAGCAGCGUCACCGUGUCACAGCUGCUCCCACAGUUUAAGAGCAGAGAGUCGCUCGUGUCUGCUUCACUUUUUCUCCUGUUGAAAGCAACAAGCAGAAACAUGGCAAGAACCAAGCAAACCGCCCGUAAAUCUACCGGAGGUAAAGCUCCCAGGAAGCAGCUGGCCACCAAGGCUGCGCGUAAGAGCGCGCCUGCCACCGGCGGCGUGAAGAAGCCUCACCGUUACAGGCCCGGUACUGUGGCUCUCCGAGAGAUCCGUCGCUACCAGAAAUCCACGGAGCUGCUGAUCCGCAAGCUGCCCUUCCAGCGCCUGGUGAGAGAGAUCGCUCAGGACUUCAAGACCGACCUGCGCUUCCAGAGCUCCGCGGUCAUGGCUCUGCAGGAGUCGAGCGAGGCUUACCUGGUCGGCCUGUUCGAGGACACCAACCUGUGCGCCAUCCACGCCAAGAGAGUCACCAUCAUGCCCAAGGACAUCCAGCUGGCCCGCCGCAUCCGUGGAGAGAGAGCUUAAACUCUGUGCUGAUGCUGCUCCACUAACCUCCACCACAACGGCUCUUUUAAGAGCCACCUCACUCUCAACUCUAGACAACAGAUCUCUGCUG
Molecule: messenger RNA, 623 nt
Organism: Solea senegalensis (Senegalese sole)
Lineage: Eukaryota; Metazoa; Chordata; Actinopteri; Pleuronectiformes; Soleidae
Product: histone H3
Exons: 1
Coding region: 122-532 (136 amino acids)
Cellular component (GO): nucleosome
Molecular function (GO): DNA binding; protein heterodimerization activity; structural constituent of chromatin
Source: RefSeq, a predicted model, not a curated record